AUGCGUGCUCUUCUUCAGCCGGCACCAGAGCCAGGGAGGAUACUUGGCAUCGAGUCUAUCCGGGAUGGAGGCUUCUCGUCAUCGAGUCUGCCGCGGGAUGCCAUUGCUCGUCGAUUUGUGGACGCCUACUUCAGGAACGUGAACCGAGCAUAUCCGUUCGUGAACAGGUCCAAGGUUCUCAGAGAUCUGGAGAACUUGGGCGAGUCUUCCAAACGGCGGCGAGACUCAGAUACAACCUUGCUGUACCUCAUCAUGGCUAUCGGGUGCACUACACUACAGAGAGCAGGCCAGAUUCCCAACGACACGACAUCCAAGUUUGACGUGGCUUACGCCGACAUUAUCCAAGAAUGUCUAGCUCGUGAAGACCUCGAAUCGAUUCAGAUUCUGGUCUUGGUGGCGCUGUAUUCUCUCUUCGACCCCAAGGGCAUUUCAACAUGGUCAAUAGCUGGCAUAGUCUCCCGACAGGCGAUGUUACUAGGCUUAAGCCGCAGAUCUUCCGAGGACAAGACGCUCUCUGCGAUGAAUAUCGAGCUGCGGCAUCGUCUUUUCUGGAGCAUCUACGUCCUGGAUCGGAUGAUGGCCAUUUCGCUGGGCUUGCCAGUGGCCCUUAUUGACGAGAACAUGGAUGUUCCAUUGCCCGGGCUGACGAUUGAAGAAUUCGCCUCUCCAGAUCGGCAACAUUUUGCAUCUAUCCUCCAGACAAACCGUCACGUCAUCCAGCUGAGGCAACUAGAAGAUCGAAUUCUUCGCCAGAUUCACACACGAAAGCAGUCCGACGUCGCUGCUCUUUCCCAGGCUGACCGCCGUGCCAUUGUCCAGGACAUCAGAUCGGAGAUAGAGAACUGGUACAGCAACGGCUGCCUUGUGUCGCCAUUGGAACCAGACAACGUGCCGAUCCAUAAUUCAGUCACCUGGUUGAGUGCGCGUUACUACCAUCUUUUGCUCCUGCUUCACUAUCCCUGCCACUUCAACUCAUGCGGCUCCAUUGUGUCUGCGGUCGAGCUCUUACGCUUCGCACAGAAGCAUCUUCAAUCGACCUCGGUCCUUCUCCAGCAACGCCAGCUGCCACUGAACCGCGUUACCCUAUGCCGUUUGUUCCCUGUAGGAUUGGUCCUUAUCCACAGCUUCAUCGCCUGCGCCGCAGAGUGCACGUCCUUCUCGGCCAGGGAUGAGGUCGCCGUGAUUGUCAGCAUCCUCGAAGCCUUCCCCGAAGGCUGGACCCACGCGCGACAAGCAGCACACGUCUUCCGCCAGUUCAUGAGUCUGAUCUCAGGCGUACCCAACAACGGCUACACCACUCUUCACUUCCCCGGCAGCAGUAACAACAUGUAUGGCAAUAACGGACAGAUGACCUCGUCAAGGGAGUCAUACCAGGCGAUGUCACUCUGA
This is a messenger RNA of Colletotrichum chrysophilum, 1389 nucleotides long. RefSeq lists its product as uncharacterized. The transcript has 2 exons. The record is from RefSeq and is a predicted model, not a curated record. Gene Ontology annotation, molecular function: zinc ion binding; DNA-binding transcription factor activity, RNA polymerase II-specific; sequence-specific DNA binding. Gene Ontology annotation, biological process: DNA-templated transcription; positive regulation of transcription by RNA polymerase II. NCBI's taxonomy places the organism in Eukaryota, Fungi, Ascomycota, Sordariomycetes, Glomerellales, Glomerellaceae. Bases 1 to 1389 code for a protein of 462 amino acids.